CGGCCCUGCCACGGCUGCGAACUUUGGCUCUGCAAGUGCUGCACGGCCAGCCCUGGGCGAGGGCUCACCUGUCCCCAGGUAGCAGGUGGGAGGCAAUCGGAGGGGCUCGAUAAGGGAGGUGUAAGUAAUUCCUUGGCUCUGGCUUAAUUCUCCUUCGUAGAAUGGCAGGAGGGAGGAAUGAGUGGUGACAGAUAUUCUUCUCUGGAGAGGGUAAAACUACAGGAAGAAGUCUCGGGCACAGUCAAGUUUGCUCUCCUUUUGAUGGGCUAUGGAAAGGAUUUGGUCCCUGUACCUGCAUUGGGCUCCCUGCCUGCACUUUUUGCUUCCUGGAGCUUUAUUUCCUGAAAAAUUUCCAGCUCUCAAAACUAUAUUCCUGUGCCCACCUCCAAAGCAUCUGGAGUUCAAGACAAGCCUCCUCAGCCCCAAAGGGGAAACCUGCGUCUGGCUGAGAGCUGGGCACUAGUAGACUCUCCAGAGCAGAAGAAGUUGUCUGGAUUAUCAAAUGAACUCGGAGUUCAUUCCUGCUCCUACAAAUGUGCUUCAUAAAAGCAUAGGGCUCAUGCUCAUAGUUGGUUAUGACAGGCUCUUACUAUAGUUUUUGGCUUGGAAAAAAGCUCCAGGUUAUGCAGCUGGGCAUUCUUUGCCUCGUCAUUCUAAAACUGUGAAUAACCAAGGCUUCCUAAGAAGCCUGGCUUCUCAGAAGUUACAGGAAUUCAGCUGAAUAAAUUUCCCUGGGAAAAGGUGCAAUGCAGAUGAAACUGACCCAAGAGAAGGAUUGGGAGCUGCAUUAAUUUCAAGGAGGAAAUGACCUAUAUAAAGCAUGUGUGAACAAAAACUUGGCAAAACCAGGUAGAGAUGAGCAGAGUAGGGCUAGCAGACAGGUGGAUCUGAGGUGUCUGUUUUGUGCAGCUGAAAGGAGGCACUGCAGGAGGAGUUGGCUGGUGGGUGUGUUGGGAUGCAAGCCUUGGCACAUGUGCUCUGAAUAAACAGAUACCCUUGCUGAGUGGAUGCUGUGAAAGCUUGCUCAGAGCUGCGGUGUUGGUGUUACAGGGUGGGGACUUAAAGCACUGAAUUGGAGAGUGUGGCUCUUCUUUUUCUUGGCACGGGAGCAGCAAUCAAGUACUAGAGCUGGCUGUGCGUGGCUUUGGCAGCCAGAACUCUGCUGCAUCACAAGGCCAGUGGUCACUGCUACUGUUGCUGCCUCAUCCCUCUCUGUGUGGUGGGAGCAGCUUUGGAACCUGGCCUGCUGCCAAGCGGGAAUUUUAUUAAAGGAAUACUCUGUGUUUAAAGUCAACUCUAAUACAGUUGACUUAAGGGGGAUGUGUGUGAUAAAUUCAUCCAGCAGUUUAUCCAGAGCCCGGCCAAAGAGAGAGUCUGCCAAAAACAUCCAUCAGAAUGUCAGUGUAAGGGCAGGAGCGAUGGAUGCAGUGUUCUGGGAGCUGCCUGGCUGCAGAGGCAUCUCCAGGGUACCUCUGGCAAAGUGCCCUUCUGUGGGUGCAUGGGGGGAGAGAGAGAGAGAGGGUGCUGCCUCCCUGGAGGGAGAGGCUGGGUGCUGGGGGGGAGGCUCUAGUGGAGGGGCACAUGGCCUGUGCCUUCUGGGAGAAGGAAUUGCUUCCAAAGCUUUGGUGAGCCUCGAGUAGGUGAGUUGUGUUUGGCAGAGCCCUGUGGCUGUAUGGAUGUUUCCCAGGGGUUUAGCACAAUCCCCGUGGAGGCUUGAGGUGCAGACUCUGUGCUGGAGGUAAAACUGGCUGAUGUGCCUUCUGAGCUGAUGUUAUUUUAAAAUGGAUAGAGGGAAGAAAGCUCCAGAGCAGUGUUGGCCAAGCCUGUGCCCUGCUGCUGUUCAGACUGUUGCUAUCUUUGCAACACUACUUGGAGGCACUUUGGAUGGAGCAGUUCUGGGGGACAGUGUUGAGCAGAGUGUGUAGCUCAGCUGAAAUGAGUGCUUUUGGCUGACAUCUGGGGUUUUAUGAGAGGUGAAGUCAGUUGUGACAAACUGAAUUCCUACUCGUACAAAAGCUUGUGAAGCCCUGGAGAGAAUCUCUCCCGAAGGGAGGCAAGCACAGCAGGAGUAGUGCUGAAAUUCGAUAAUCUGGGGAUUUUGUGAGCAUUGGCAGGACUGAACCACGGGCUUUGCUUUGGGUUUUAAAUGCUCUGGAGCCUGCUAUUGCUAGCCUAGUAGGACAGUGCCUGUGUGUGUGCCUUCAAAGGGUGACUUUGUCCCUGUAGCAGUUGGAAGAGCUGUUCAAGGGCACAACAGGCUCUGGUCCUGCCACUUCUGUAGUGUUUUUGUCACAGUGUCGGUCAAUCACACCAUGCAGAUACUUGCCUUUAAUUAAGAAGCAAGCUUAUUUGGGAUGGCUUGGGGGAGGAAGUGAUAUAUCAACUGUCCGACAAAAUUUGUAUUAAAGUGCUUUUCUGGCAUCAACUGACCCUUCUUCUCAUCUUCCAGAGUGUUAGACUAUUUCCCUCACAAGCAAGCAAUGGCUGUGGACGUGGCCAUGCAGCUGUACCUGUGCUCCUCACCCUUGCGCAGAGAGAAGUGCGCCUGCAAAAUUGCUCCAAAGGCCAGCAAGCCGCUGCGGCCCUGCAUCCAGCUGAGCAGCAAGGCUGCCCUGAAGGGCACAGGAGAGACAGCAAACUCCUUCCCACACAGCAAGGCGAAGAAGAGGGUGUCCUUUGCAGAUAGCAGAGGCUUCGCUCUGACCAUGGUGAAGGUGUUCUCGGAGUUUGAGGAUCCGCUAGAUAUUCCUUUCAACAUCACAGAGCUGAUAGACAACAUUGUGGGCCUGACAACCGUGGAGAAGGACAGCUUCGUCCUGGAUUUUGUUCAGCCCUCCGUGGACUACCUGGACUUCAGAAACCGCCUCCAGGCAGAUUGUGUCUGUCUGGAAAACUGCAUGCUAAAGGAGAAAUCUAUUGUGGGAACGGUGAAGGUGAAGAACCUCGCUUUUGAGAAGACAGUGAAGAUCCGGAUGACAUUUGACACGUGGAAAAGCUUUGUAGAUCACCCGUGCCAGUAUGUCAAGGAUACGUACGGAGGGUCGGACCAGGACACGUUUUCCUUUGACAUCAGCUUGCCUGAGGGGAUUCAGUCGCACGAAAGAGUUGAGUUUGCCAUUUCCUUUGAGUGCGAUGGGAAGGUGUACUGGGACAACAACAGGGGCACAAAUUACAGGGUCAUCCGGUCAGAACUGAAGUCUGCCCAGGAAGCUGUCCGUCCCCCACAGGCUCCUGACUUCGGCAGUGCAUUUGACCGGUUUGGGAGCCCUCGGUGCUCCUAUGGCCUCUUUCCUGAGUGGCCCAGUUAUUCAGGCUACGAGAAGCUCGGGCCCUACUACUGACCCGAGGACAAAGGCCAGGCUGACUGACUGCUGCUGGUGUGUCUGCAGGCCUUGGGGCUGGCCUGAACACAGGUGUAUGAAUAGGUGGAAGAAGUAUGGCUCUGUGUAGGUUAGCAUAAGCCUCCCAGCAAAACCAGAUGUGCGGUGCUCUGCUGGCGGGGGACUUAUAGUCAGAGCAGCAAAUCUGGCUCUCCAGAUGAUCAGAGGACCAAGGACUGCUCAUGUCUCUUCAGCACUUCUUCUUCCUCUUCAGUAAAGAUGCUAGUGUCCAGGGAAACACUACCGUGCUUAUAUUUUCUGUUCAAGCUGUGUAGUGGUGGCUGCUUUGUACUGCCUGUCUAGUAUUAAAAGGCUCUUUCAAAAUAUAUUCUUUUAUUACAUUGUUAGUGGGCUCUACUACAGCUGCUGGGUUCUCUUUGCAAAGCCAGCCUGUGCCUGUCAGGAAAUAGUGUGGUUGGAUUGCUGGGAAUGGAGUCCUCUCUUUGCACAUAUCCUUGUAGUGAGGCCCAUCCUACUGGAGGCAGAAAGCAUGUUUUGGAAGUGAAAAUGCAAUGUGAUGACAAGAAGUGUAGCCCUACAGCCUGCCCUAUUAGGAGAUGUGCCUGUGGCAGAGGAUCUGAUAUGCGUAGUCACUGGUUGUUAUAUCAGAUGAUCUUGAAAAUCUCUCAUACCGUUGGUGUUACCAAAAAUAGAGAUUAGCUGUGGCUGUGUGGUGCUUGUGACACAGGAAGGUGACUGUUGGGUACCUACUGUGUCAUGGAAGUGCCUUGGAUGAGAAAGGGGUGGUAUGUGCAAUCCCAGCAACACUUUGGGAUGAGCAGGCUUUGGAGCUGGUGUUGCUUUUAAGAUCUGGUAAUGGUGUAUUACUCUGUGCCAUGGACUGCUUGGCAGAUACAGGCACAGCACUGCUCAUAUGUCAGGGUGCUGUGGCUGUCCUGGAUAAACGUGCUGGGCUUCCCUCUCUGCUGAAGCAGUAUCUGCCAGUUUAACCUGCAAAUGCCCAGACUUUGCAUUGCUGGCCAUAAAAAGUGGCUCACCCCAGCUAUGCAAAGAACUAGCCAUGAGGAGAGUGAGAUAUGUGGGGUUAUCCUGGCAGCACCCCUGCAUGUGAGACAAAUCACAGAUGUGAGCCAUCUCUGUCAUUAAAGAGGUGGCUUGGCUUCUGGCUGUGUGUUGGGCUGGUGAGCUCAGCAGUGCCAAGCAGCCUCACAGAGCUUCUUGGGUGCUAACCUAGCAGAAUAACUUAAUCCUUCAGCUCAGAGAGAGAGUGCUGAAGAGUCUUACAAAUAAAGGUCAAGGAAAUGCUGCUUUUUCUAGUGCAUAAGCUUUACAUAAUUUUGGGUGCCUCUAGUAGCCUGUGGAUGUGCUGGAGAGAAGCAACAGGCUAGACUACUUAACUUUGUUAACAUAGCUUUUAAUUCUGGAGACUACUGUACAAAUACCUAGAAGCUGUUUUACUCUAACCUAGAAGGGAUGUUGGGAUCACUGUUGGAUAUCAAAAGGGACAGGAGCUUGCAGGAAGAAUAGCUGGCCUUCAACUGCUGCUUUUUGAAAAUACAGAAUCAGUAUGUGUCCUCAGUGUGCCUGAUCACUUAGCUGAGGUGGUGAAUCUCCUUGCUAGCCUAGAACUCAUCAGGUUUGGUUCCUCUGUUCAAACAGCUCCCCAAGUCAGCCCUUAGAGCCUGCAUCUCAUCUCUCUGGAGGGGACUGUUGCCUAGCUUGGCUUGGUUUUAAACUUGAGGCAAGUUUGUGUGACACUGAUAGUUUUUAUUUAUUUAGUGUAUGGUGUUGAUGUUGUAAGACACUUGGCUGUAGAAAAGUCAUGUUCUCCUGGCACCUUCUUGUGCCCAUGGAGAGCUGUUUGUGAGCCUGAACAAGGCAUGUGGGUCUGGGGUGCUGUGGAUGGUGGUGUCCCCUCAUGGGCUUGUUUUCAGGCUGUGCCUUGGGUGUGCUUAGGGAGGAACAUGGAAGAUAAGCUAGAAGAGCAGUGCCAUAAGUAAAAGCUAGGUUGGGAACUGACUAUCUGAUCAAUAGCAGUUUAAAAAUGCUACUUGUGGCCUUUCCCCUUUUCCCUUUUUCCAUUGCCAAUGUGAACAUAGAAGUGAGGAGGUUGCUCUCCUUGCUCUAUGCCUGGAAGUGCCUUGUAGGAUGUUUUGCAUGUUUGUUUUUAAAAGAUAUUUUUGUACACAACAUUCAAGUGGAAAAUGCACUUUAUAAUUGCCAUGUAAUGACUCUUUUAAAAAUAUGGCUGUUUUUAUCUGAUUGUUAAAAUAAAGGUG
Molecule: messenger RNA, 5620 nt
Organism: Zonotrichia albicollis (white-throated sparrow)
Lineage: Eukaryota; Metazoa; Chordata; Aves; Passeriformes; Passerellidae
Source: RefSeq, a predicted model, not a curated record